CUUACGCCCUUCCUCUGAAGGCAACAUAGCCAUAAUGAUGAACCUUCAGGGCUUUCCCGACGAUAUCUUCACCUUGAUCAUUGAGCACUUGGUUGCUUCCAUCGGGAUUUUCAAAGCGGUUCGGCUCAGAGUAGUAAACAGAACAUUUAACUCUGCUAUUCUGCUUGCUAUCUGUACCAGCCAAGUUGUCGACAUCAAUGAUCCAGCUACACCAUUCUUGUACUGGUGGAUGCCGCAAUCACUUAAAGGGAAGAUCCUACUCGUAAAAUCUCGUUCUCAAGAAGCCGCAAAGGACAAAAUUCUCUCUGUUAUCGCCAGUGUCAAUCGGGCGCUGGACGACUUGACCCAACCAAAUGAGGAACGCCGAAUCGAACAGCAUCAAAUGAUUGCUGAGGCUGCUGCGGCUGCUCCUCUAGACAGGAACUAUGUGAUCAUGAUCAACGAACGAAAGCAAGAGUUCGACAUGAAAAUGGAAGCACAGAAUAUCUUGAGCGGUGCUAUUAUAAUCGGCAAUUUACCCCUCGUUAUGUCUCUGCUAACGAGAGAUUCUCCCGUCUUGGCUGAUGUCAACACGGAGAGCCCCUAUUUUGGCCGACCUUUACAGCUUGCUGCUGCCUGGGGUCAUCUUCAAAUCGUUCGCUAUCUUCUAGACUGUGGUGCUGAUCCUCACGAUGCCGAGAUAGGGGGGAACAGUAACUACUGGGAUCCAAGCGGGGAGCUGAGGCUUUGGGAUAGACACGUAUACCAAAGUUCAGUGGGAAGCGCGUUGCGAGCCGCAGUACUGGGAGGUCAUGAAGAAAUUGUCCGCCUGCUUCUGAAGCCUGAGUAUCGACUAUCUCCCUCCAAUGCGGAGUAUCUGCGAGCCAUUCUGGCUGCAGCCCGAGGUGGCCAUAUCCAUCUCAUACAUCUCCUUCUCCAAGUCACGGGCAAAACCUUGUGCGAACUCAAAGAGUUGGGAGAGGAAAUGCUCUGGGAGGCGGUACGCCAUAAUCAAGGAGACGUGGUGCAGAUGCUUCUGGAUAACGGUGUCAACGUCAACGCGGCGCCAUAUCCGAGCUGUAGGAUCUAUGGCUGUGCACUAGGCAUUGCCGCAUCACAAGGAUACGAACGGAUGGUUCGUCUUCUGUUAGAUCGCGGGGCAGAUGUGAAUCUUGAAGUCACCCCGCAUGGUCACCCCAUCGAGGGCGCUGCCCGUGGUGGACAUGAAGAAGUAGUAGAGCUACUACUUGAACAUGGAGCUAGCCCCGAGAGAGCUUUUGUACGCGCUGCGGACGGAGGGCAGUGGCGCUUAAUACGGCGGCUCUUGGACAAGGAAGUGAACUUCCAUGCAAAGAAAGGGAUUUAUGGGGGGACGAUUGGGAUGGAGGCACUUCAGAAGGCAAUUAUAGUGAAAAAUCCGACGGUGAUUUCCAUGUUAGUGGAUGCUGGUGUCCCACUCAAUGACAGUUUUCCGACUCCCGACGGACUCCCAAUGGUUCUCGCAAAAACGUGUGCAGCAGAAUGGAUAGUAGACCUUCUCCUCUCGCUGGGGGCCGAGGAUCGAGAAAUUGACCUUCAUUAUAGGUCAAACAAUUAUUCGGAGGAUCGCUAUGACCAACAGAUGGAGAGAGGAGGGGUCCGAAUCACCAAAAGAACGUGGGAAUGGGUUGGCAAGUAUUAAUGAUAUGGCGGUUUGUGAUUUACAGGUCAGGUAAAGGCGAGGCGUUCUUAUUUUCGGUAUGUUAUUUUGACUCACGGCUACCUUACAUUCAAUAGCAUUUAAGCUACUGAAACUUCACGUUUUGAAAGAGUACACCCACUCGUUGAUCAGGCAAUCAUUAGCGAAUCGCCC
Messenger RNA from Amorphotheca resinae ATCC 22711, 1831 nucleotides. RefSeq lists its product as hypothetical. Lineage: Eukaryota; Fungi; Ascomycota; Leotiomycetes; Helotiales; Amorphothecaceae. The coding region runs from base 35 to 1660 and encodes 541 amino acids. The record is from RefSeq and is a predicted model, not a curated record. The transcript has 2 exons. Gene Ontology annotation, molecular function: protein binding.